Messenger RNA from Meloidogyne enterolobii, 637 nucleotides. NCBI's taxonomy places the organism in Eukaryota, Metazoa, Nematoda, Chromadorea, Rhabditida, Meloidogynidae. The record is from the annotation of a GenBank genome assembly.
UCCCUGAUCUACAGACUUUUUCCAAAUUCUUUUUCCAAGUUCUUAAUGACAUCAAUUAAAUUUUUUAAAAAUUACUCCAAAAUUCAUUCAUAUUCUUUAAAAUUUCAGUACUUGUUUCCCCAAUUAAUUUACCUAAAAAAUAAUUAAAAAUAAAAUGAGUAUAUCAUUUAACGACCAGCCAAAACUUGUUCUCUUCAUUACCCUGUGCUCGAUCUCUUUAGUUGAAUCAGCUUAUACUUACCAAAAAUUGAAUGAAUUAAUGCCUGAAUUGAGACAAUUUCUUGGCUUAACACAUCUUGGCACUCUACGUCCCUUAAAUACACCUAAAGCUAAUCAACAACCAAUACAUUUAUCAGCAUUUGCUAUACCAUCAUUCGCUGAUCAAGGACAAUUUCAGGCAUCAAAAAGGACACCUGAUUAUAACGAGUUACGAGUACGCAAAUCAAACAAUUUACGAAAUUUAAUGCGGAUUGGAAAACGGCAUUUUGAUUCAAACGAACAGAAAGGAAAUUCUGCAUUUGCUCCAAACGGUGAAGAACAAACUGGAGGCAAUAUUUAUUAUUAUUCUCCCAGUUUUCCAAUUGACAACCAAUUGCCGUUUAUUAAGCCAUAUCGCCCACAAUCAAUUUGGCUAUAA